AUGAUGUUCCAACACCCGAUACUCCCUGAUUAUGGGACACCGUCCCAAGAGCUUGAACUGCUCGACAUUUUGCCAGACAAUGCACCUUCUGUAUCUGAUAUAGAUCACCCGGGCGGUUCGAGUUCCCCUCCGCUAUAUUUCCCUUCCUCAGACGACGAUGACACAGAGUUUGAUCAACAGUACACGCCUCCGCCAAGCAGUUCUCCCCUGCCAUAUCUCCACUCAUCAUAUGACCAUAACGUGUCUCUUAGUGACGAUGAUUGUACUAGUGUCCUAUCACUUACCUUUAACUCGGCUACUCGCAAUCACACUGCUGAUGAAGAAUCACGUAUUAAUGCCUCCGACGAGGAGCUAUCGUACACUGAACAUCUCGACGAUGAGGAUCACUGGGUUCCUGAGAAUGAUCCGCAGUUCCUUCCCAACGAUGCACUAUUUGAUGAAAAUACUUUUGUCGACUCAGACGAACCUCAUAGUGUUGUACUGCCCGCGUUAUCGGAACAUCGAGCACUGCUAAAUGGCUAUGUGCACGUUUUUGCCAAUGCUGCAUGCAGACGUGCAACACAUGCAGAUGCAGAAGAGACACUCACCUUGCUCCAUUCGACGAUCACAAGCUGCUAUCCCGGCGGAAUUUCUCCUGAGCUUCAGAGUGACUUAGCCAGCAUGGCACGAACUCUUCGCACUGUCGAGAAACGUCUGGGCGUCGAUACGGAGAAGAUUGUUACUACGUACAUUCUUUGCCCAUCUUGCUGGCAAAUGUACCAUCCUUCCGAGCUACCAACAAUGCAGUCUCAACUGUGCACAGCACCUGGAUGCUCCGCAGCGCUAUUUCGCCUGAAAUGA
Molecule: messenger RNA, 840 nt
Organism: Suillus clintonianus
Lineage: Eukaryota; Fungi; Basidiomycota; Agaricomycetes; Boletales; Suillaceae
Exons: 2
Coding region: 1-840 (279 amino acids)
Source: RefSeq, a predicted model, not a curated record